Messenger RNA from Rangifer tarandus platyrhynchus (Svalbard reindeer), 306 nucleotides. Lineage: Eukaryota; Metazoa; Chordata; Mammalia; Artiodactyla; Cervidae. The record is from the annotation of a GenBank genome assembly.
AUGGGCUGCAAAAUGGAUGCUGUUAGCAGGCAUGAAAACAUUAAAUUUCCUUGUCCAUCUCCCCUCAGAGCUCUUAGGAAUGUUGUCAUUUCUGCUAUUGUGCUAAGUUGCUUCAGUUGUGUCUUCAAUCUUCGUGACCCUACAGACUACCAGGCUCCUCUGUCCAUGGAAUUCUCUAGGCAAGAAUACUGGGGUGGGUUGCCAUGCGCUCCUCCAGGGGAUCUUCCCAACCCACUUAUCAAAUUUCUACUGCAUUGGCAGGCGGAUUCUUUACCACUAGCGCCACCUGGGAAGCACUGUCAAUAA